This is a messenger RNA of Pseudophryne corroboree (corroboree frog), 4628 nucleotides long. It is a transcript of the gene NSUN4, whose product is annotated as NOP2/Sun RNA methyltransferase 4. Bases 122 to 1315 code for a protein of 397 amino acids. The transcript is spliced from 6 exons. NCBI's taxonomy places the organism in Eukaryota, Metazoa, Chordata, Amphibia, Anura, Myobatrachidae. The record is from RefSeq and is a predicted model, not a curated record. Gene Ontology annotation, molecular function: RNA methyltransferase activity. Gene Ontology annotation, biological process: RNA methylation.
CACGCCGCGCGGCUGCGGCCACGUGACGUAUAAUGUGACGGCUCCUACAGUUCUGACAGGAGGAACUAUAUGAUGCGAAUCUCUGUGUCUGGCCGGAUGAUUAUCUCCGCUGUACAUAAAGAUGGCCGCCUCCAUGGGAGGAAUGUUCCUACUCCGGGCACUGAGGAACCCCAACCUGACAUUCUGUAGAUACGGGCACAAGAAAAAGUGGGCCACCACUCUUCCAAAAGUCACAUGUUCCAGACUUGCCCUGCAGUAUUAUGACAAUAACUACAGUUUGCAAUUUGGAGACCUCUGGCCUUCAAUCCGAAUCGGCCUCCUCUCAGAACAGAAGUACGGAGCACUCAUCAAUAACUAUUCCAGAAACGAGGCUGUGAUAGAGAAUCUGACUUCUCUAAAUGCCACUGACUUUCUGUGUGAGGCUUAUGAGAUAAUGGCUCAGUCACAGGCUCCGGAGGUAGUGGAGGACACAGAGAACAUCUCUGCGGAUGCAUUUCCUUGUGAGACACACAGUACAGAACAGGAGAAAGGAAGUAUUCUGACUACAGCGAACCUCACAUGUUGCACCUACCCCCGAGGUGACAUCAGCCGCUUUCCACCAGCCAGGUCGGACAUCUUUGGUCUACUGGAGUAUUACUUGAUGGAUGCAGCUUCACUUCUCCCUGUCCUGGCCCUCAAUGUCCAGCCGGAACACUGUGUCCUAGACUUGUGUGCAGCCCCUGGGGGGAAGACGCUGGCAUUGCUGCUGAACAAUUGCAGUUACCUUGCAGCCAACGACGACUCUAUUUCUCGCUGCAAACGCCUGCGCAGGGUCCUGCAGUCCUACAUCCCGCAGGAGUUGCGUACAGAGGACCGAGUGCGUGUCACUUCGUGGGAUGGAGCAGACUGGCCAGAGGAGGGCGUGUAUCACCGGGUUCUGGUGGAUGCUCCGUGUACCACAGACAGACAUUCUCUUCUAGAGGAGGAGAACAACAUCUUCCAUCGUAUGAGGACAAAGGAGCGUCAGAUGAUUCCACUGCUGCAGACUAUGCUCCUGGUGUCCGGCCUGCGGGCUGCGGCACCAGGAGGGGAGGUGGUGUAUGCCACUUGCUCUCUUUCUCAGCUCCAGAAUGAGUGUGUAGUGGAGAGGGCACUCGAGCUGGCGGCCUCGGAGUAUGGAGUCCAUGCUGAGAUCAAGAACCUCCGAUCCUUCCGCGAUGUGUUCAGAAAUACUUUCAAUUUCCACACAAAUUGCCGCAUAGGAGAACUGGUCGUUCCUCAUCUCACUGCAAACUUUGGACCUAUGUACUUCUGUAAGCUGCUCCGCAUGCGAUAGCCGCACACAUGGGACACGGUAGAAGAGACACUGGAGAGAAUCCUAGAACUCCCGGUGGAAAUGUUUCCCCAUUGUUGCUGCCAGGGAUGAACUGGGGAUAAAGAUUGGCCCUGGCAUUCCUUCUGUCUGUGCGUGCACAAACAUGGGCGUGGUCACGGAUCAUGCCCUGUCUGAACAUGCCAGUCUAGCAGAACGCUGUGAAACAGCUGCUCAGCCAGGCCUCCUGAAUGUCGGACCGGUCCACCAGGCCAUCGGCCCUUCUGGCAAGUGGCUAGUCCGGCCUUGGUGUCUGGCAGUGAGAGGGUGUCCUGUGUGCAUUCUGGGAAUGAUGCCCCCUACUCUGACCACCAGAGCACGGACAUUUUUCCUUUCUGAUAAUGAAAUGUACAAACCAUAAACUUUGUUCAGUAUUGUGUGAUAGUGUCUUUGGCAUCUAUUCCUGGAAAGGGAAUUCAUAACAAAUCAGCCUGGAGCAUAAUUUCUAUUGUAAAAAUUGUGCAGACCAUCAAAACGAAAAUGGCCAUAAAAAGUAAUAAAAGAUUUGAUUGCAAAUAUCAGAAAAGUGAUUUUAUUGUGGAGUAAAGCCGGGUACACACUAGGCGAUACUGAAAUGCCAGAGAUCAACAACUAUAUCGUUGAAUAAUAUAGCGUUCAAUGAUAUAGCGCGUACACACUGAAUGUUAUUGUUAAACGAUAACGAUCAGUGAUGUCACCGCCGGCAUUCCCAGACAUGCAGCUCAGCCCGACAUUGACGUGUUGAGCUGCAUGUCAGCUCAAUAUUGGUGUUUGCUGAACGACGUGCGGGAGCGUGCAACGUUCAUCAUUCACCAAUAAUACCACCAUACACACUAGAAGCCUAAAAAUGAACGAUAACAACAUUUAUGACGUUAUUGUUUAUUUUUUAGGCCAAAUUCGCCCAAUGUGUAUCCGGUUUAAAUUUUACUUUUUGUUUGCAGUGUUUUAAAAAACAAAAUGCAACCACUUUUUAUAUGUAAUAAACUAUAGAAAGUUUGGAUGACUUGACAAUAUAGUUGUUUUUUAAGCAGUCAUGUAGGAGAACGCCAGCAAUAAAGGGUCGGCUCAGGAUGUAACUAACGUUACAGAAUGGAUAAAAGCAAUGUAAAUAACCUAAUUCUUUAAUUGCAGAUGCUGUAAUAUCUAUAUUUAAGCUGGGAGUUGAGAGUGAUUUCCAUGGUAACGCCAGCAACUCUGUGUAACAUAGAUCAGACUGCAGAAGAUAUCGCUAUGCUAAUAUAAGAACGUUGUGUCUAUCAGUUUGUUCCAAGUUGGUGCAAGAACUACUGAACCGGUUUUAAUGAAUACUGUAUAAUUUUGUAGUUGGAACUCCAUCCGUCAAGUUAAAGCAGUAAUAGAAAAAAAAAUAUUUGCAUCACUGGUGCAAGUGAGGGGGUGGCACCAUGUGUGGGGCUGGUAAUGAGUGGGGGCAGAGGUGCACAGGGGCACACAGUGGUGGGUGAGGGUGCUACUGUCUGUAUAGCGCUUCUGGUCACAUGGGCCACUCCUGCGACAAGGCCUCUGUGCAAAGCUUUGCAAUUAGAACACCUCAAAUAAAAAGUCAGAAGUGAUUUCAUUGUUGGCAAUGGCUAGUAAAACAUAAACAGGGACCACUGAACUCCACAACCAGGAAAGGUGUAAUACAGUGUUACUCUGAUGUUCCACUGCAGCCCUGAUAUCAGGUAAAUUGGCACCCACCCCCUAUAUUAUUUGUGCAGUGGCCUGAUGGAAACUAAUACAGAUGAAAUAUUCUGUAGAUGUUGUAGUUGCUGCCGCAUCACCGAUUCCACCAAGUUGCACAGCAAGUCUGCCAAGCUGUCAGUGUUCCUUCUGUUAUACAGGUGGAUGAUGUCGUCCAAUUCUCCAGGAUUCACCACCAUUCCUAUGCGGCUAGAUCAGACUCCAGGCAGGUUUCCACUUACUGAUAUGAAUACAUUGUUUUAGUAUUUAAAAAAUAAGGGUGUGUUGCAGAAGAUCUACAAUGUCUAGAUUGACGGUUAUUAGGUCGACAUGGACAAAAUGUUGACCUAUGAAAGAUCGAUAAUGGAAAAGUUCGACAGGGUCAAAAUGUCACCAUGACCAUGGUUGACACCUUUUGUUUGCAUUUUUGGGGUUAGUGUGAAUAUUUUUUCCAUCUGGGACCACCGCUCGCCACAAGGUUACUAAAGGUUAUGAUUUGUGACAUGGACAGUCAAGGAUGGAAUUACUUCAAAAACAUAAAAAAAAAAACCCACAAAAAUAUGUGGACCAUGUGUGUGUCAACCAUUUGAACCUGUCGACCCUUUAUACAUUUCAACCUUUUCAACUGUCUACUUUUCACAGGUCGACCUUUUGCUCAUGUCAAACAUAUGGUGUCGAACUAUUGACUGUCGACCUAGGCACUGUAGAUCUAUAGUCCGGAUCCCAAAAAAUAGUCUAUGGUAAACACGAGGCGAAUAAGAAAGAGAUCAGCCCUCUGCAUUCAGUGCCAUACACAAGCGGCUGUAGCCGCUGGUACCGACGGUGCUCUCUGAACUGUACAUGAACGUUGUGCUUCACACUGAGAAAGGUGUAUUAAUAAAAAAACCCUCUGGUAACCAUACAGUGAUCUAGCUCCAUGAGCUCCAGUACACUGACCUUGUUGGCUGAUGAAAAUCGGCCCUCUAUGUUCAAGCUGCAUUACAUAUUAAUUACCGUCUGAUAACUGCUACAAGUGCCAGAGCUGCCCUUUCAUGUUACCAGGAUCCCUCCAGGAUUAGCACAGUGCUGACCCUGAGCCCUGAAUACGAAAACUGCAGAUCCCGGCACAUCGUCUAUGCUGUAACCUGUCAAAUAGCCGCUGAUUGGAAAAAUCACUCAACCUUUCCUAUGUCGGCAAUUCUAUUCCAUAUCUGAUAUGUCUAUACAAUGGAGUAUAUGACUGCCAUAAUCUGUACUUCCUCUAAAUCUUUUACUAAUAUUUGGACCCGUGGCAGGUUUCUCAAAAUGCCCCCUCCCUAUCUGACACUUGCCUUCCUGACUUGGAUUCUUGUAGAUGAUUGUGUACAAUAGGGUCCAUAUUCCUGAUUAUAUUCUAGUAGAAGCAUUAUUAAUAAAGGGAGGUUUUCUCACCUUUGAUAUUAUGUAGUUGUUAAUUUAACUCCGCACCAGAUUAUUAUAUUUUAUAUAAAAUAGUGGGGCCGGAUGUAAUGACGCCCGAGACCGCCGUUUUGUACUUUUACAUGUUAUGAUUUUAUAAAACAAUGGCUGCAUGAUCUUUUGUUUUCUUUUUAUUAAGUCGGAAAGAAAUGAUCAAUAAAUGGUGUCAUUUUUUACAGCA